Messenger RNA from Botrytis deweyae, 1044 nucleotides. RefSeq lists its product as uncharacterized. The transcript has 4 exons. The record is from RefSeq and is a predicted model, not a curated record. Lineage: Eukaryota; Fungi; Ascomycota; Leotiomycetes; Helotiales; Sclerotiniaceae. Bases 361 to 1044 code for a protein of 227 amino acids.
GCUCAAACCUGGGUGGAAGAUUCGGGGAACGGGAAGAUUUUACUGGGUAGGUAGGUAUGCUUCGGAGAGAAGUGAGAAAUGGCUGGAAAAUUCACUUUUACUUCUAUUUCUGCCUGCUAGUGGAAUUAUUACUAUAUUAUCUCGGUUCAGUUUUGCUGUGCUGUGCUGCUGCUCAACUGCUUCGCUUCUUCUCUGCCCUCCAAAACCACAUCCAAACGCAACCUCACGAUCUCACAACAACAACAACCACAAUUUCGCAAUUCUUGCAAUUUAGCUUGCGCAUCCAAGGAUAUCUCCUCAAAGAAGCAUCAAUUCGAAAAGAAAUCAUUUCCCUUACUACAAAAAUCAGCACUCGCAAAUAUGACAACUUUGACUUUGUCCGCGAAGGAGACGGAGAUGCUUGUAGCUGUGAUGUCUGAGAUGGGGGAGAUUCCUAGCAAUAUUAACUUUGACCGUGUCGCCGCUCGAGUUAAGGUCAAGUUUGCCAAAAAUGCGCGCCAAAGUUUUAAGAAGCUGUUUGAGAAGUUAAAGGAUCAAGCCGGACCUUCUCCAGAUGACGAGGAUGGUGCUACCCCUCCCAAGACCCCCUCUCCCACCAAGAAAACUUCUCCAAAGAAGAAGGUUGGCCCAAAGAACGCUCCCAUCAAAGCCACCCCUAAGCCCAGAGGAAAGAAGGGCACAGUCAAGAAGGAAGUCAAGGAGGAAGAGGUUGAUAGUGGUGACGAGUUAGCAGAGCCAGUAUUGGACGACGAAGACGGCAAGUCACCAGAACAUAUUCCUUCCCUCAAAGCAAAAAGUCUUGGAAAGAACUCCGUUGUCGGCUCGUCUACUGGAUCUUCUGAAAGUCUUCAGAUUUCAGAUGAGGUUGCUAAGAUGUCUGUCGUCGAAGCCGAAGAGACAUUCUCUACUUUCGUUGAAGAGAGUCCUGUUGACGAGCAAGUUGAUCUCGAUGAACAACUCCUAGCUGCCCAAUCCAACAUAAGUGUUGAUGCUUAUCGACAUUGGAAGGCUCUCAAUGAUUACACAUUCCUGCAGAGUUCCUGA